Molecule: messenger RNA, 2949 nt
Organism: Fusarium subglutinans
Lineage: Eukaryota; Fungi; Ascomycota; Sordariomycetes; Hypocreales; Nectriaceae
Product: OSBP-related 7
Exons: 2
Coding region: 1-2949 (982 amino acids)
Biological process (GO): ER to Golgi ceramide transport; maintenance of cell polarity; piecemeal microautophagy of the nucleus
Cellular component (GO): perinuclear endoplasmic reticulum; intracellular membrane-bounded organelle; cytosol
Molecular function (GO): sterol binding
Source: RefSeq, a predicted model, not a curated record
AUGAACUUCUGGCUAACACGGAACCAGUCGUAUAUUGUUCGCUGGGUCAAAGUCGAUGAAGGGAAUACACUAUCGUGGAGCGUACAACCUCACAAGAAGUCCAUCAAUUUUGGCAUUGUCAAACAUCCUGGUAGCGGUGCCACCACUUUUGCAUCCUCCACAGCCGAAGACCUGAAUAAUGGAACUGAAGAGUCUGGUGGUACCUCGGACGGAAAGUCUGCUCGCGUCUCGAAGAAAGAUAUAAACGCACAAGAGCUGCUAAAAAGCAAAGGAUUUAUACCCAUCAAAUGGAUUGGUAAAUGCGAGGCGGAUAAGGUGUCCAUCGGCACGUACGAGGUCAAUCAUGGUCAGAGCGGAAUGUACGGCCUCGUGUUCGAUAACACGUUCUCGAAACAGACAUCCAAGACGGCGACUUUCGUGGUAAUGACAUAUCCUACGGGAGCACCUCCGCAGACUUCAUCACAUCUGCCUAACCUUCAAGCACCGAAAGCUGGAGCCAGCCAAACGAGUCUCGGGCGGCACAGUAGCCCUAAACUUGACGGGGUUACCUCUGCUUCAUUAGACAGUCUUCACAGUCACAACGCCGUAGCAAACGCGAACUCCGUUUCUGCUCGUAGCGAGGUUGGCUCAGGCAAUUACCAUGUAGGUGUUCUCCACAAGAGGCGUCGCAAGAAGGGACAAGGCUAUGCUCGCAGAUUCUUCUCACUUGACUACUCGACAUGCACUCUGUCGUACUACUAUAACCCUAAAUCUUCUGCGCUUCGAGGCGCUAUUCCCCUAAGCUUAGCCGCCAUCGCUGCAGAUGAGCGACGAAGAGAGAUUAGCAUCGAUUCAGGCGCUGAAGUCUGGCAUUUGAGAGCCCCGAACGAUAAGGAAUUCCAAGACUGGGCACAUGCGCUCGAAAAGGCGAGUCGCGUUGCAAGGGGCUUGGAGACGCUGGAUCUCCCCAAGAAUGAUCACUUGAAGAUCAAUACACGCCAGCUUCAGCCUAUUCAUCAGUCCUCUCCUCAAGAAGACAGGGAAUGGGAGCAGGUCGAAUCCCUGGUUAGCCGCGUGGUUGGUACACGCGAUGCACUUCGACGCCUGACCCGUGAGGUCACAGCCCAAGCAAAACCGCCACCAGUAACCAGUCCUCAAUAUCUUUCACCUGGAGCCGCAACUAGUGCUAUCGACGAGAACGACACGUACUUCACACCCCCUCCCGAACAGAGGCGCUCCUUCUGGAGGAGAAAAUCAAACACCCCUGCGAUAUCCCCUGCCACACUGGGAGCGCCAACAGCUAUGGCAGUACCAGCACCAGGUGGUGUCACUACAACCAUCUCUGCCAAUAUGCCAAAUCACUCAAGGAGACAAUCUAAGGGGCUUGUUAGAGAGGAGAACUCGCUGCAGGAUCAUUGUCAAUCACUUCUGACGGACCUUGACUCGGUUGUCUCCGAGUUCACCACACUUAUCAACAAUAGUAAGCGCCGUCGCAUGCCAGUGCCCUUGUCCGCAGGUGGCGUGUCAAGGAAGAGUAUAGACACUGUCUCGACGGCAGACGAGUUCUUUGAUGCCGAAGAUGCCAACUCAGCCGUCCUUAAAAUCGAUGGCAGCGAAGACGAAGCUUCACGAUCAGAAGAGGCAGAAGACGAGGAGGAAGAUUCAUUCCGAGACAAUUCGUCUGUAUCUUCUAUAGGAGAGAAUGACACAGCAAACCUGGACGAUGCGUCUCAUCUUUUCCCCACGAAACCAAAGAGCCUUACACCGUUGCCUAUUGAGCAAGCCGUUGCCAGGAGAUCAACCAUACCGCCUGCAGCUGCGGCCGCACCGAGUUUAAUCGCGUUCUUCAGGAAAAAUGUCGGCAAGGAUUUUAGUACCAUCAGUAUGCCCGUUACCUCGAACGAACCGUCAUCUAUGUGCCAAAAGGUGGCUGAGCAGUUGGAAUACGCACAGUUACUAAACCAAGCUGCAAAGCAAUCUUCUCCUACAGACAGACUCUUAUUCGUCGCAGCGUUUGCAGUCUCGCAAUUCAGCAGUGGUCGAGCCAAAGAGCGUGCUAUCCGGAAGCCUUUCACACCCUUACUGGGCGAAACCUUUGAACUGGUUCGAAGCGAAAAGGAGGUGCCCGGAGGUUUCAGACUCUUAGUCGAGAAGGUCCAACAUCGACCUCUUCUCCUCGCCAUGCAAGCAGACUCAGCCAACUGGUCGUUCUCCCAAUCACCAGCCCCCGGUCAGAAGUUUUGGGGUAAGAGCGCUGAAAUCACGACAGACGGCCGUGUUCGAAUUGUGCUACGUCUAUCAAAUGGCUCCGAAGAGCGAUAUUCAUGGAAUAUUGCUACUAUGUUCUUGCGUAACGUGGUCAUGGGCGAAAAGUACGUCGAGCCUGUAGGCACAAUGCAUGUCGUCAAUGACAGUACAUGUCACAAGGCUGCUGUUGAGUUCAAGAGCAAGGGCAUGUGGGGUGGACGUGUUGAGGAUGUCAGUGUGGAAAUUUUCAACCCCGAAGGAGUAAACACAGGCAGCGGCUUGGUAGGUACAUGGACCAAUAGCUUGAAGACAACAGGCAAAGGCGGCGGCCAGGAAAUUUGGCGUGUUGGACCACUGGUGGAAAAUGCCGCCCAGACAUUCGGCCUUACAACUUUUGCUGCCAGCUUGAACGAAAUUACAGAGAUCGAGAAGGGCAAACUGCCUCCUACGGAUUGUCGCCUGCGACCUGAUCAGCGUGCAUACGAACAAGGCGCAGUCGAUGAUGCUGAGGACCUGAAACAGAAGCUGGAGGAAGCUCAGCGCGGUCGACGCCGAGAGCUCGAAGAGCGGGGUGAGACAUACAAGCCUCGAUGGUUCGUGAAGGUCGAGAACGCUCCAGAGGGAGAGGAAGUAUGGAAGCUCAAGACAGGAAAGGAUAGUUACUGGGAGGAGCGCGCGAAGGGAAGCUGGCAAGGGGUUGAGGACCUCUUUAAGAUUACGUGA